Molecule: messenger RNA, 1612 nt
Organism: Bradysia coprophila
Lineage: Eukaryota; Metazoa; Arthropoda; Insecta; Diptera; Sciaridae
Gene: Kaz
Product: E3 ubiquitin-protein transferase Katazuke
Biological process (GO): proteasome-mediated ubiquitin-dependent protein catabolic process
Cellular component (GO): cytoplasm; GID complex; nucleus
Molecular function (GO): ubiquitin protein ligase activity; protein binding
Source: RefSeq, a predicted model, not a curated record
UUUGUUUGUUUUAUAAAAAAAACUCAAUCAUCAGCAGUGAUCAGAGCCACACACAAAAAAAACACACAAAGUAAAAAUAUCGACUCAUAGAUUUGUAUUGCAAGGAAAUCAUAAGGAAGUCCAAUUUCGGUCCGACAGAAAUGUCAGUGUCAGAUAUUAAGUGUAUUCCUAUGGAAUAUCCAACCUUAAAGGUGCCAUACGAAAUUUUAAACAAGAAAUUUCGAAUUGCUCAAAAAGCAUUGGAUCGAGGUCUGUGUCAAAUACAAACAUUUGAAUCGGAAUUGGAACGUGGUUUGGACGAGAAUGCACCUGCGGCUGACAUUACCCGUUUAUUGGGCGGUGUCGUUGAGAAGCUUCAAGUGCUGAAGCGAAAAGCAGAUGAAAGUAUAUCGGAUGAACUGUCUGCUGGUUUAGAAUGCAAAAGGCGAUUGGAGCACCUACGACAACAAUAUGUACCUAUACCAGCAUACGAGGUUCAGUUGGCAGCAACAAAUCGAUGGAAGAAAAUUCGUUUAGAUCGAAUGAUUGUCGAACAUUUCCUACGACUGGGCUACUACGAAACCGCUGAACGUUUGGCGACGCGCAGCAAUAUUCGAGAAUUGACCAAUUUGGAUAUAUUUCAAACGUCCCGCGAAGUAGAAGAAGACUUAAAGAAACGCCAAACGAGUAAAUGUUUGGCCUGGUGUGCGGACAACAAAUCAAAAUUGCGAAAAAUUGCGUCGAAUAUUGAAUUUCAGUUGAAAGUGCAGGAAUUCAUAGAGCUAAUUCGGGUCGAUCGUCGGUUAGAUGCGGUCAAACAUGCCCGGAAAGCGUUCGCAUCGUACGAAAAGGAUCAGUUGAAGGAAAUACAAAAAUGUAUGGCUCUGUUAGCCUUUCCAACUAGUACAGACAUUGAACCGUACAAAUCGCUGUUCAAUCCGAAGCGUUGGAACGAUUUGGUGUUAGAAUUUCGGCUCGAAAACUAUCGACUAUUUCAAUUGUCUACACAAUCGGUGCUGGGCGUGACCGUGCAGGCCGGACUAUCCGCAUUGAAGACACCGCAGUGUUAUUCCUCAUGCUCAAAAAGUAUCAAUUGUCCGGUGUGCCAACCGAAUUUCAAUGAAAUUGCGGCCAAUUUACCAUAUUCGCAUUGUGCUCAAAGUCGGUUGAUUUGCAGAGUAACUGGAUUGCCGUUAAACGAACACAAUCUUCCCAUGAUGCUUCCCAAUGGACAAAUAUUUGGUCAAUUGGCUCUCUCGCAAAUAUCCAAAGAUAACGGUGUCAUUGUGUGCCCGAAAACAAAUCGCACAUUUCAGCAACCAAAAAUUGAGAAAGUUUUCGUUAUGUAGUGAUAUCUCAUUGGUUUUCAUUAUUAUAUACUCACCACCCCAUCCAUCACAUUUUAUUGCGUUUCUUGUGAUCCAUUUUUAUCUUUCUCGGUUUAAAUUAUUUUCCUUCUCAAUUUUUAAUUCGGUUUUUCCUUCUUUUUAAUUUUUGAUUUCAAAUUUAUAUUGUCAUGAGCGAACAAUUUGAAUUUAGAUUUAUGAAUCCCAUUAAUAUCAAAACAAAACAAAACAAAAAAAACAAACAAAUUUCAUUGAAGUCAAAAUAUAGCGUAUUUAAGCAAUAUAAA